AUGCACACAAAAAAGAAAUCAUACAAGUGUCCUGAUUGCGGGAAAAGUUUCAUUGCAAAUUCCCACCUUAAACCCUUUGAAUGUCCUGAUUGUGGGAAAGGUUUCAGUCAGAAGUCUAGCCUGGUGAUUCACCAGAGGACUCACACAGGAGAGAAACCCUUUGAAUGUCCUGAUUGUGGGAAAGGUUUCAAUGGGAAUUCAGACUUGGUGAAACACCAGAGAACUCACACAGGAGAGAAACCCUUUGAAUGUCCUGAUUGUGGGAAAAGUUUCUAUCAGAAUUCUAGCCUGGUGAUACACCAGAGGACACACAUAGGAGAGAAACCGUAUGAGUGCCCAGAUUGUGGGAAAAGUUUCAGUCAGAAUUCCAACCUGGUGAUGCACCAGAGGACUCAUAUAGGAGAGAAACCAUAUGAGUGCCCAGAUUAUUGUGGAGAAAGUUUCAUUAGAAAAUUCCAACUCAUGAGUCACAAGAGGACACAUACAGGAGACAAACCCUUUGAAUGUUCUGAUUGUGGGAAAAGUUUCAGUCACUAUUCCAGCCUGGUGAAACACCAGAGGACUCACACAGGAGAGAAACCCUUUGAAUGUGCUCUUUGUGGGAAAAGUUUCAAUCAGAAUUCCAGCCUGGUGAUACACCAGAGGAUUCACAUGGGAGAGAAACCAUAUGAGUGUCCAGUUUGUGGGAAAACUUUCAGUCAUAAUUCCAACCUGGUGAAACACCAGAGGACUCACACAGGAGAGAAACCAUUUGAAUGUCCUGAUUGUGGGAAAAGCUUCACUCAGAAUUAUGAACUGGUUAAACACCGGAGAAAUCACACUGGAGAGAAACCGUAUGAGUGUCCAGAUUGUGGGAAAAAAUUCAAUUAUAAUUCCAACCUAGUGAACCACCAGAGGUCUCACACAGGAGAGAAGCUGUAUGAGUGUCCAGAGUGUGGAAAAAGUUUUAGUCAGAAUUCCAAUCUGGUGAGACAUCAGAGGACUCACACAGGAGAGAAACCCUUUGAAUGUCCUAUUUGUGGGGAAAGUUUCAGUCGGUACUAUAGCCUGAUAAACCACCAGAGGACUCACAAAAGAGCGAAACCUUUUCAGUGUCCUGAUUGUGGGAAAGGUUUCAGUCGGUUUUGCAUCCUGGUAAACCACCAGAGGACUCACACAGGAGAGAAACCUUUUCAAUGUCCUGAUUGUGGGAAAACUUUCAGUCAGAAUUCCAGCCUGAUGAUACACCAGAGGACUCACACAGGGGAGAAACCGUAUCAGUGUCCGGUUUGUGGGAAACGUUUUAGUCACAAUUCAAACCUAGUGAAACACCAGAGGACUCACAUGGGGGAGACCUUUCAAAUGUCCAGUCUGUGGACAGUACUUCAGGCGUAAAUCACUCCUUAUUUUAUACAAGGAAAUCAACAUGAGGCAAAAGUUGAUAAAUGUAGAGAAUGCUUGAAUUUCAUUUCUGAUCUCCCGUUGAGAGUGUGGGUGAAAAAUUGACUAUUUGUAUUCUGCCCUGAUACUUUUUAGUCAACAUAUCUCAUGAUUGUACCUAUAAUAGUGGAAAAUAAAUGAAA
Protobothrops mucrosquamatus (brown spotted pit viper) is the source of this 1562-nucleotide messenger RNA. Its product is annotated as zinc finger protein 135-like. The coding region runs from base 1 to 1374 and encodes 457 amino acids. The record is from RefSeq and is a predicted model, not a curated record. Lineage: Eukaryota; Metazoa; Chordata; Lepidosauria; Squamata; Viperidae. The transcript is spliced from 4 exons.